UCCGCCGCGCAUCAAAACAACGUUUAUUUUCGCUAUAAAAAUAUAAAUUCAACAUGGAUCCGCGUUUGUACGAGUCUAAAUUAGUGAACCAUAAAAUAUUUAAAGAUUGUAAAGAAAGUUUGAAAGAUAAUCCUAGUGGAAAGUUGCGAAAUCUUAUGGACUUGCGCGAUGAUGUUUUGUACCUUUGGAACGCAGUGGAGAACUGUUUAUUCAGCCUGAAUUUGAAGAGAUUGGAGGAAAAUGACGAGGAAACACCUUACCAGAAACUCCACCUGCUAUCUCCACCGGCGUUUCCAGUGGAGCGCGUCGUGACCAGCGGGUGUGGCAGCAGGCUGUGCGUGUGGGGGUCGCGUGGAGUCACAGUGGUGGAGCUCCCCUCCCGAUGGGGCAGGGGGGGACUGUUUGACGCUGGCAACGCGACUGUCUUGUGCAAGAGUCACUCCCUGGACGAACGGUUCCUGUACUCGCAAGGGGAGGUGAGGAAGGUGCAGUGGCAUCCGAGUUCCCUGUCACAUCUACUGGUGCUGGUCUCCGAUAAUACCAUCAGACUCUACAACAUAGCUCUACGGAACGGCCCGAAGCUGGUCAAGAUCUUCACCAUAGGACCGAAGCCCCACAGCCUUCUGGCUGGGAAGACAAUCCUGGACAGUCUCGGAGACACGGCGGUAGACUUCACUGCGACACCGGAUUCUGAGUCACUGCUGAUCCUUAGAGGCAACGGAGACGUGUAUAUGAUGCAGUGUGAUCUGGAUAACAAGAGCCCUCACCAACCGAAGCUGUGCGGCCCGCUGUCAAUGUACCCCCCGGCUGACGACAACUACGGCACUGACUCGUGCUGCAUCAUGGCGCUUGGAGGGGGGGACACUCCUGCGCUGCUCGUGGUCGCCACCUGCUCCGCUGCGCUCUACCACUGUCUCCUUUUACCUAAUUCAACAGAGAAAGAGGACGGCGACACUCACGCCCUGUACGUUGUGGAGACAGUCGAGCUGAACAUAGUUCUGAACCCCGAUGACGUCGACAUGCAACAUUCAUAUCCGGUGCACCUGUACCCGUGCACAAGUAACACGUACGCAUGCGUACACGCGGGCGGCGUCCACGCUGUCACACUGCCCAUACUGAGACAACUCAAGGACUUCGCGUUAGCUGAAGACGCGGACACGGAGAGCUCGGUGUCGUCGGUAGUGUCGUGCAGGUCGUCGGCGCGGCACCUGGUGUGCACCAGCCCGCUGGCCGCGCGGCCGGCGCCGCCGCCCGCCGUCUGCGUCACGGCGCCGCCGCAGCCGCGCCUGCUGUGCCUCUGCCACGACGCCACUGCCCUCACCAGGACACUGGACCCGUUCGAUCUAGAGGAGCAACUUUACAAAGAAUUGCAGCUAAAAAAUCCCGCCUUGGAACAAGAAGACAUCAAUAAAAUACUCAAAGAAAGACAGAAGCUGUCAUUCACCGCGAUAAUACAAGAGAUCCUGACGAGGGAUGUCUCGCAGCCGAUACUCAAUGUUAGCAAGAGAGAGGAACCCAGCCCUAAGGAAAGCUUAGAGUUCCUGUCGCAAGCUACCCUGAAGCUCCGCGGCGAGUACAAGUCCCGGCAGCAGCGAGCGCUGGACGCCCUGGUGCGGAAGGUGGGCGCACUCAAGUCCUUGAGCAAACAACACGACAGUUGGAUCAAAGAGUUACAGAAAGAGAUAGACGACGUGCAACUACAGUCAGCGGUUCUCAAAGAUAAGUGCGCGUUGGCUGAGAAACACCAGGAUGAUAUUAAAUACAGGUGUUCCGCAGUAAUCCGCGCCCUCCGCGCGUCUUCCUCCGCCACUCCCGCGGAGCGCGCCCUACUGGCGGAGCUGGAGCGGUACAAACGUUCACGCGAGCAGUUUGCUGAUCAGAUACAAGUACUCAAGAAACACGCAAAGGAUAAAACGUAUGAGUUGAAGAAGUGGCAGGACGAGUACAAGAAGAAAGACAUAGCCCUGGGCAAGUCACACAGCGAUACCAUCUCCUCCAUACUACAGCAACAAACAAGCUUAAUUUCAACGCUGAUUGAAGAAACGAAGCUGCUCAAAGACCAACUCAGUAUUGUUUAAGUUUAACGCCAUCUUCAUAUUAUUAAUCUGGUUGCACUUUGGAUGCGUUUUCGUACGAACUCGGCGUAUACUUACGAACUCGGUUCGUGCGUAUACGUACGAACUCGCACGAAUUAUUCCAGACUUUCAAGUACUAUGGGAGCGCGAACACGGGUUGCGAGGGGGUCUAAAAAAGCCAUAUUGAAGCCCCUAAAAAGCAACACUUGUUAAGAGUGCGCAACUUCAACGAAUGUCAAAUUGCUUCUAGUAUUGUGAAAAGCAAGGAAUUGAGUUCGAAUGCACGAGUCGAGUUCUUACGAAGGUACCUCUAAGCACGACCAAGCUUGUUGCUUUACUAAGUUGAAUGUUUAUUUUUUAAUUUGUCCAAUACGGUGAUUCUAUUAUUUUUGAAGUAAUAAUCGAGGUGUGUUGAUAAUAUGACAUUGUACCGAGUGUCCUGACAUACUGGUAAGUUAAGUACAUUAAUUCAUUUAGAUAAUAAAUUAAUAAAGUUGAUUAAUUGCA
This is a messenger RNA of Pectinophora gossypiella (pink bollworm), 2582 nucleotides long. RefSeq names its product nucleoporin 88 (gene mbo). Gene Ontology annotation, molecular function: structural constituent of nuclear pore; protein binding. NCBI's taxonomy places the organism in Eukaryota, Metazoa, Arthropoda, Insecta, Lepidoptera, Gelechiidae. The record is from RefSeq and is a predicted model, not a curated record. The coding region runs from base 54 to 2078 and encodes 674 amino acids. Gene Ontology annotation, cellular component: nuclear pore. The transcript is spliced from 15 exons. Gene Ontology annotation, biological process: ribosomal small subunit export from nucleus; mRNA export from nucleus; ribosomal large subunit export from nucleus.